Symbiodinium sp. CCMP2592 is the source of this 2334-nucleotide messenger RNA. The record is from the annotation of a GenBank genome assembly. NCBI's taxonomy places the organism in Eukaryota, Dinophyceae, Suessiales, Symbiodiniaceae.
AUGCGCAACAGCCGAAGCCGUGUCCUCAUUUUUGCGGGAGUGCAACUAUCGUUGGACGUAUCAAGUGCCUUUGACCUCAUGGACUGGAGGCCACUGGACAAGGCAUUGCUUGCCUCUGGGGUUCCGCCAAUGUUGAGGCCCAGCGUUGGCUCAGACAGGGAUGCAAGCUUGCACCCUUACUCUGGAAUUAUUGCCCUGGCCCAGAUCUACAGAGACUUAUUGAACGAGGAAGAUCCGCUCAUCACUGCUUCUUGGAUAGAGCAAAGCUCCACCAUCUAUGCAGAUGACAUCCACCUCAAAGAAAUCAUGCAUAGUGCUCGUGAUCUGGAAAACAUGGUGUAUCGAUUCUACAAGGUCCUGGAUGCACUAGCAGCCCAUGGCAUGGUCAUCAACUCAGCAAAAUCUGCACUGCUGUUGAGACACGGGGAGCUUCAUCAAGGGCUCUACAGUGCUUCCCACCCACCUCUAUACGGCAUUGCGGCAUCCAAUCCGGAGGCUAGGGAUAUCCUGCGAAUGCAGCACAUGAUGACGAAGCAUGUUCGCGCUAUUACUAAGUCCUUCGCGCAUCUCCAGAAGGAGUCCACACGUGAUCUGCAAAGGUGCUCGCUUCGCACCAUUCUCGAGCAUUUACAUAGUGAGGCUACGGCCUUGCACCGUAGCCUGAGUCAUUUGAAUGCCACGACGACCUUCAUUACGGUCGAUCAUGUCGAGGCCGUGCGAGCAACUGCUGCCAGUCUUCAUCUCCAGGUCCAAAGACAGUGGCAGGUGCAAUCAGCUACUGCAGACAGUGCCCUGGACCCAGCCACACAUCAGUGCCAGGAAUGUCAUCGGGUCUUCACAUUUUUCAGGUUGCUCCGAUCCCAUGAGGCCAAGUGGCAUGGCCAUAAAACUCCGAUGGCUGCUACGGUAUCCUUCGACAGGUAUGCACAUAGCAUCGGCGGCCUGCCCACCCGCAGGCACUGCACCCACUCUUUUCGGCAAUGGGAUGGGCUGAUCAAGCACAUCAAACGAAACAGAUGUCAGGUCCUACGCAGGGCUACUGCCCUGCCCUCCGAGUCUGGCCCUGGCACAGGUGGAGGGGAUUCAGCAGCACCGGCGGAAAUGUCCAAGAGGCAAUGGCUGGGCCCUGGGCUACACAGGUGGUUUCGGAAAUUAUUUUUCAAUCGAUGGGCCCAGACACAGGAUCUUCAAUAUCCCGGCGGCCAGGACCAGGAAUGGAUGGAGCAUCGCAUGAACAAGCUUACCCAGCUAGUCCUGCGACAGGAACAGAUCAUCUCGGCCAUUCGUCAGGAUAUGGUGCUCUAUCUCUUUGUCCGUUCCGGAACGGAGGGCAUGGUGCCGGUGCUGUGCGAAGCGGCGGAGAAGUGGAGGCGAAUGAAAGAGGAGGAGCCGGAGAAAAUCAGCUUUUCCUUGAAGCUGGCCAUGUUCAAGCAAUUGCUGAUUUCGUUGCAUCAGAGGCUGACCAAUACGGCCCUGAAUUGGAUCGACGAGCAGAGGCACUGGAGGCACCUUGUAUGGAGCCCCACACAGCAGCGCCUGGAGAUCGACAAUUCCUUACGUCCCAUUCCGACGGAGGAUCUAUUGGCUCAGCUUGUGCAGAUGAGAAAAGCGGUUGCGGAGGAGACCUUAGGUGACCUCGGAUUGGAUCCAGUUCCAGCUUUGUCUUUCUCUUCGCCCGGAGGGAGGAGCCAUGUGGAGCACAUUGAACCAGUGGAUCGGGCAAGCAUCCUGGCACACGCCGGGCCUCCAGCUGGCACCACCCAUGACAUGCCUGUUCAGGUCUUGCAUUCUGUACCGUGGCUUACGAUGCUGCAAGCUUGGCCACAUGUUCACAGGCAGCAUGAUGCUGCGGAGCUGGUGAUGUAUCUUUUGCAGAGGCUUUUGCACAGUGGGUUUAAUGGUGGCUGGGAGGCUCGAAACUAUGACUCGACUCAGGGCCUACCAAGGAAACCAUUGAUGGCGAGCUGUGCACUACAAUGCCCUGUUUCGCUGCUGUGCAUUCAACUCCAGCGUUUUGCUUCCCAUGAAGGGGCUCUGCACAGAGAUGUGAGACCAAUGGUGAUGUCCUCAGACCGUAUUCGAAUGCCCAUCUUCGACGCUGUGGACACUAUGAGGGUCUGGUAUGCUUCCUAUCAGGUCGUCGCAAUGCUGCUUCACUACGGUGACACUCCUGACUCGGGGCAUCAUCGAACCAUUCUCAGGGGACAGCCUGUGUUUGGCGAUGAAAAUCAAUGGAUUACGGAUGAUUCCUGCACUGCCAAGCCUGUUCAACAUGAGCACGACGGACAGAUCUAUAUUUUGUGGAUGCGCCAGGUUUAUCAGACUGAUGCCUGA